AUGGGUCCAGCUGAAGGCACGGGCCACAAAGGCACGGGUCAUAGAGGCACGGGUCAUGGGUCCAGCUGGAGGCACGGGUCAUGGGUCCAGCUGGGAGGCACGGGCCAUGGUGGCAUGGGUCAUGGGUCGUCAGGGACGGAGCCUCUGCACGCGCGCAUCAGCGUGGGCCCCCCGACGGCGACGCAGAAAGAUCAGUUCCGCUUGGCGCUGUUCCUAGCUUGCUUCCUGUUGCUGGGAGGCGUCUGCCUAGCCAUCCUAGUCAAGAUGCGCUGCAACCGCCGCAACUCCCAGCGCCAGCAGGCGAGCUACUUGGCCCAGCAGGCGAAGCGGGCCCUGUCCCGCAUGGAGUGCAGGCGCUAUAAGGACGCCGCGGCUGCCAAAGACAACACAUCCAAAGUUCACAUCAAGAUGAAGACUCUCAAGGUUCACCUGACGCUGGGGGACGGUCGGGUGCUCACCGGGUGUCGGGGCAGGACCGACGACGACGACGACCAGGAGAACAACAGCCGACACGGCAGCGGCACCGACAAGUCGGGCGGCGCUGAUAUGUGCGUGGUGUGCCUUGAAGAGUACCGACCUCUUCAGGAGUUGCGGGUGCUGCCCUGCAGACACGAGUUCCACAGGAGCUGCGUUGACCCAUGGCUGCUGCAGCACAGAACUUGUCCUUUGUGUAACUACAAUAUCGUCGAUUGCUGCUACGAGAAUACACCUGCUCCUACCAGCACCACGGUCGCUCCAGAAUCCGAUCCAAUUUCUUCUCCCCCUCUCUACCCUGGCCGUCCUUCCCUUCUUCCCCAUCCUCCUGCCCCCCUCAGGGUAUUUAUGCCAAAUUCGGGCUCUCCUGACGGGCGUUACGUAGUUCCUCACCUUCUGCAUUCUCCUGGUGGUGGAGGUGCUCCCACAUCUCCACAUCCAGCACCUUCCAGUAGGCCAUUCCCAGUAAGCUCAUCGACAAGGAGCUGUACUCAAGCUGGGUGCUCUCAUGACCCAUACGGACUGCUUAUGUACAACCAACUGGCGCCUUCGCCGUCCAGCCCACCACCAAGAUAUUCCCAUGCCUUUCUCGCCCCAAGCUCAGUGUCCACCGAACCUCACAGUCCUCCUCCAAGUUACUCCCCAUAUUCAUCUCCAUAUUCCUCCCUCUCUGGCUAUCAAAGAUGUAAUGCUCCAAAUUUUAGCAUAUCUGCCGGUCACUUAUACGAGUCAGACCCUCGCAACGGUCCCAUUAGAGGGGCAAGUGGUUUGGUGAACCGCGUUCGAAGAUCUUUGGAGGUUGUCGGAUCGGCAGACGCUGCCGCGAAUCUAGAGGACAGAAAUGAACCUGCGGAUGCGUUCCCCCGCAGCGACAGGAAUGAAGCGGAAUUGAGGUACCCGCCGGGUAAAUUUCUGCGGCACAGUCAUUCCUCGAGCGAGAACGGCUUCUGUCCCGCCACGUAUGCUCCUAUGCGCCCAGGCAGCGUCAGCAUACAUCCGUCUUCGAGCGCACCUUCUGCUGCACGAGUUUCGACGUCGCCCUCGUCUGCCAGACCAGGAGUCCUGCACCAGAACUUAGGAUCUUCUUCUCAAGCUCUGGAGACGUGCCUCAUGUACCCUCGAGCAGGAUUACCUUCGUAUAAUUGGCCUUACUGGCUCAACGGGGCUACUUUGAGGACAGUUCCUCAAGGGUCGAGCAGUGAAGAAGCCGAACACCAAAUGAUGAGUGUGGAGGUGCAGCAUCACAGUGAGGGCAACAGGAGGGUGGAUUGCCGAGGCCUUCACCGCCGCAUCGAGCUCCCGGGGGCCGAAUGCGUGGACGUCCAAGGACGAGAUGCAAAUUUUAGAGCACAAAUGAGCUGCGAGGAAGAACUGCUAAACAAUGAUGGCGGGAAAGCCUCUGAUACCUUAGAAAAGAAUAAUUAUAGUGAUUGUGUUUCUAAUAACUUAAGUUGUAAUAAUGUAGUUGUAAAUCAAUCAAUCAGUGCAAACGUAGAUAGCGUUCGUAUGGAACAGAGUCGUAAAAUGUCCUUGCCAAGUAAUAUUAGUAGCGAAACGCUGGAGAGUACUUCAAAUCAGCCAACAGACAGUAUCAAUACCAAUAAUUUUAAUUCGAGUAGCAUCAGGAACGAUAUGCAGCAACAGUUAUGUACAGGUGAGUCAAUACAAGUUAGUGCAGCUCACGGGUCUAGUUCUACUGAUGGCAAAACAACCGAUUGCGACCUAGCUGCAGAUGAUAGGGGUCAACAUAUUUCAUUAGAGGAAACCACCUGUGACAUCUACAGAAGAAGUAGCUUAGGAGGACUAGAAAGCCGAUUAUAUGUUAUCGGAGAAAGUCAUGCCAAUCAAGAAGGAGUGGUUCAGAACUCCCAACUCAUUGGCAGGUCAUCAAAACAACAGAUACGACAACAACGAUCUUUACAAUACGAUUUAGAUUUAAACCAGCCCGGUGGUCUUGAACAGCGCGGCGUGAUUCAGCAAAAUUGUGCUGCAAUUAGGUGCAGUCCAGAACAACAGAGAAACUUCUUCGGUAGAAAUCAAGACUUUACUAAUUCCCGGCAGCUUUUUCACGGGCCUCUUCCUACUCAACCGGUCAGUAGCAAGCAACUCGAACCAUUUUUGUCAGCCCUUGAGGCAGUUAGGAGUUCAGCGAACACCAUGGGUUAUUGCAGAGGAAAUCAGUGGCUCCUCGGAGGAAACUUUUUGCAACGAAAUUCCGAGGAUUGUUCCGGUUUACCUGUACUCGCUCACAAUGAUCGGCUACGAUCAAAGUUCGAUCAUCAAUAUUCUGGUGCACUGGGUAUUGAAGAAAAGUAUCCUCACAGUAGAGUGGAUGCUUCUGUUAGUGAUGAGCCAUGCAGAUUUUCUCCGAAUUCGUCGGAAAGAAUUCCAUUGGCAGGAGGCUUUGGAUCCUCUAAAGGCAUUGGACACAGACGACAAGCUAGCACUAAUUCCUUUCCCAACAAUUAUUCAUACGUUCCAGCUUCGUGCAGCGCUUAUUUACCGGGGCAAAGACCGUCCUCUUCGGCCAGCAAUACGACGCUUGAUUCAUCUGACGCUAGUCUAGAAACCGUUAUCGCAGCAGAUUCUUCUAAUGGCGCUGAUCAACGCCUCCUAGUCCCGGAAACUUCUUCGGGCGUUUCGGAAAUUUUCGCAGGCCGCAUGAGUGAAAAACAGAAAAAUAAUACUUCAGCUAUGUCAAUGGAUUCUGUUGAAGACACGGAUUCUAUUACAGGUUCCGGAUUUCCUUCUGAGCGAGUGUAUGCUUUUGAUACCAGCAGUUUGCAUGGUUAUGAGAAUGUGGAUCCAAGUGGGAGCCCUGUUCAAAUUUCUUCUCCGCAAGGAGACCAUGUCUGUGAAGCUUUCCCUGUGAAUGAUUACUCAGAUGAAUGCGCAAGUGAAUCGCUCCCGGGAAAUAAUCCGACCGCAUCUGAUGAGGAACUGGUGGAAGAUGGAACAGCUAAACCAUCAGAAACCGGCAAAUUUCUUGUUAGUGACGGAAACGAAAAAAAUGAAACCAAAGAUGAAGUCAUCAAUGACCAACAGCUUGAUGCGGAGGCAGACUUAGACAAGUCAGGCUAAUAUACUAUACCCUCUUAUUGUUAAGAAAUGCCGUAGCCUCAAUAUAAAUAAGUCAUUACUUUGUGUCUCAUUAAUAGUUUACUUCUAAUAGAAUAAGGACCUUAUGUUGGAGGUUGAACUUGGAAAAAUUGAUACUUACCACCAAUGAUUGAUAACAUGCAAUGAAGUUUCUAUCGCUUUUGUUUGACGAUUGUUUCAGGAGAGCUAAAGUUUCACUCAUACCAUACGUUUGCUUGAGAAGUAAAAUCAAUGCCGCAAUACUAUCAUAAUCUAGGAGGUGUCGUACGAUUCGUACAUAGGUUGUACAAUGUUAAGCACCACAAAACGACUCUAUCGUGAUCAUGAAGUAAGAGGUGGUACUUAUUCAUAAUUGUAUACAAUGUUCUUGUACACAAACCACGCGUUUCCGCAAGUCGUCAACUGGUUGCCGUCAUAUCGUGAAAUUGCACUUUUUCGUAUCUAUUCUAACUUUCAUAAUAUUUAUUGGUUAUUUAUUCAUUGUCUGAUUCAAUUAAUUGCUUAGAUAGAUGCUUCUAUUUUCUUCUAUGUAUGCAUUUUUAACAGGUAGAGCUAUCAUAGGAGAAGGGUCUGUAAAAAAGGAAUACGGCUCUGAAAAUUUUAUAUCCAUACUUUAUCAACAAUUUUAACUGCCUUAAAUUAUUCAUGAAACUUCUCUAAUCGAAUGAACUGGUGCUCUCAUGUGACACGUUAAGAAAAUGCAUCAAAUGAGGCGGGAAAUUUUUCAAUCAUCUGAAAUAACAUCGUGCAGCUUGGAGCACCUCCCUUGAAUGAUGUCAACCUGUCCGCCCUGGGUUUUCAAAAGCAAUUAAAUGGGCUGCAGUGUUUUCCACUGGCUUCGUUCGUAGAUAAUUCGUCUGGACGAAUAUAAACGUCAUGGUUUGUUUUCAGUUGCCGCCUAAAACGUUUUUAAUUGUUCCAUGUAAAAUGAAGAUAGUUAUAACCCGCCGUAUAUUCACAACAACUUCUUUGAAUUCAGGGCUAUGAUUUACAAUAAAAUAUCCUUCAGAAUUGCGUGUUCAGAUGCUAAAAAAUCUAAUUCAUUAAAGUAAACAUGAACUAGCUUUUAAAAGAAUAUUUAUGAACUUAUCGACAUGAA
Messenger RNA from Hyalella azteca, 4672 nucleotides. RefSeq lists its product as uncharacterized. Gene Ontology annotation, biological process: ubiquitin-dependent protein catabolic process. The transcript is spliced from 7 exons. Gene Ontology annotation, molecular function: ubiquitin protein ligase activity. Lineage: Eukaryota; Metazoa; Arthropoda; Malacostraca; Amphipoda; Hyalellidae. The record is from RefSeq and is a predicted model, not a curated record. Bases 1 to 3555 code for a protein of 1184 amino acids.